CUCAAAAGCAGGUGGUAUGUAUGUAAGUAUGAGGAAACAUUUGACGGUGAACGCUGUCAGGGGUCGUUUGAGGAUGAUAAUUUAACCUUGUGUGGCAGUGAUAGAGGUCAAGGUUUUGAUAAGUGAAUCGACGUAUGUGCAUUCUUAGGACAUUUCCUAAGGACAUGUGUGGAAAGUUGAGUUCUAAUGGCAAAGACCGCUGACUUUGUUUAACCAUAAGGAUCAUAGGAGUAAAACAAGUGUUGAAUAUUUGUAUUUUCUGUCAAAUUCUACCACUACUUGAAGCUAGGGGCAGUAAUGAUGAGAAACUAGUAAGAUUACAGAUAACUAUUUUAAUCAUCCCACAGACUGCAUAUUUCUAAUGAAAGAAACAAGUCCAAAAGUCCCUUAAUCGUAGAACGAUAAUGUGUCUCUUCUGGUCUCCUUCCAAAGCCAUUCCCCAUCAAUAAAAAUAAACAGGAACAUAUCUGUACCGUGUUAUUGUCCUACAUGCCAGACAGAUAGCGGUCCCGGACACGGUCUGAGCGUUUAUCAAUGCCUUAAUAUCGGGCAGCCUUAAUAUCACAGAUAAUGUUCAUUUGACGCGACCUUCGCCCACAACAAGCUGCGUUGACGUUGUUUGACAUUUCGGUUUGUCUUGAUAAAUUCUAUGACUGAGUUCACGCUUCUUACUAGGAGUGACACGUGUAAAUCAUGCAUUAGCUCAAAUUCUCAUUAUGAACAUCACACUGGUCAACAGUUAUUAUUAUUUGUGUCAGUAUUUUAAUUCUUCUGCAUGAUUGCAUGUGGUCAUUAAGGCAUUAAGAGUUAAUAUGAAGCAUUUCGCACAACAGCAGUGUCCGUACUAUAAUGAAACUUGUGAUAAAUAAUCCACCAGCGAGAACCACGUGCGCUCAGUACUACCUUUUUUACCCCCCGAAUCACAAAUCUUUUGCUGCUGAUGGCCCGAGGAGCGGACUGACCUCGGCUGCUUCCUCAAACACAAAGGCCUGUAGUCUAAUAACCUUUUGCAUUUCACUCGCAGGUGAUAAAGCAAAAUACUGUCACUCCCGCUUACAUGCCAACCACACCUUCUAUCACGUCCUUUCCUUUGUACAGGAAACUGAAGGGAGCCCCUGUUCGAAAUGAGGAUGGAGCGCGGUGAGCAGGCCGUCCUCGACACCUUCUACACUACGGUACACACAGUGGGCCGGAAGAAUGAGGGCAGGCGGCUGCGUUACAUGCGGCAGGAUGGAAAGUUCCCUGUGGUUUUCCAGAAGGCCCCCGGAGAAUGGAGCCCGUACCUGAUGGACAUCUUCACUACCCUAGUGGAAAUCCGCUGGAGGGUGAUGUUCCUCAUCUUUUUCCUCUCUUACAUCCUCUCUUGGCUAUUUUUCGGUCUCUGUUUUUGGCUUAUCGCGUUUGUGCACGGGGACGUCGGCGAUGUAGAUAACGCACCAUGCGUGGAGAACGUGCGCGGCUUUACCGGAGCCUUUUUGUUCUCAAUGGAGACCCAGGCGACCAUCGGCUACGGCUUCAGGGGCAUGACCGAGAACUGUGUUGUAGCCGUCAUUGUGGUGACAUGUCAAGAUCUGUUCAGCUGCCUCCUCGACACCGUCAUCAUCGGUAUCGCUGUCACCAAAAUGGCAUCCGCCCGUAAAAGAGCUCAGACCGUCGGCUUCAGCAGCUGCGCGGUGGUCAACCUGCGGGACGGCAGCCUUUGUCUGUCGUGGCGACUUGGAGACUUCCGGGGAAACCACAUCCUGGAGGGUGUCGCCAGGGCCAUGUUAGUUCGCCCCGUGAAACAGCCACAGGGGUCCUUCGUCAUGUCAUACCAGGAACUGCACAUCCAGGACAAAGACAUCGUGCUCGCCACGCCCGCCACCGUCAUCCACAAGCUGGAGCCCGGCAGUCCCCUCUACGGCCUGGGGCCCGGCGACCUGCCGGGGGACGACUUUGAGCUGGUGGUGUCGUUCACCUACACCGGCGACUCCACCGGCAUGCUGCACCUGAGUCGAACCUCGUACACACCGGCAGACAUCCGCUGGGGCCAGCGCUUCCAGGAGAUGGUGAAAGUGACCAGAGGGCACUAUAGGGUGGACUACGCUUUGUUCAACGCGACCACAUGGGUGCAGGCGCCCCAGCUCAGCGCCGAGGAGUUUCACCGUAGAGGACGUCCGGCAGAGGACAGGCAGUCCCGCCCUCGUGUCUUUGCAGCAGGACACACUCGCACGGUGAACCCUCACAUCACCGAGGAAGUGGUGCAGCAAACCUUUUUGUAGAGCAGCACAAGGUGUACUUGUGAUGGACGAUUUGAAAAGACGUACCUCUGUAAAUAUAUUUAUAUGCUGUUUGAAAUGCGUUAAUCAUGUUAAUGAUUAAAUGCAAUAAAAAAUGUGAUUCAUACUGAAAGUUGUCAAACUGCACACCGUCUGACACAUUAUCGGUAUUCACUGUUCCUCC
Gasterosteus aculeatus aculeatus (three-spined stickleback) is the source of this 2442-nucleotide messenger RNA. RefSeq names its product inward rectifier potassium channel 16-like. Gene Ontology annotation, biological process: potassium ion import across plasma membrane; regulation of monoatomic ion transmembrane transport. Gene Ontology annotation, molecular function: inward rectifier potassium channel activity. Gene Ontology annotation, cellular component: plasma membrane. The record is from RefSeq and is a predicted model, not a curated record. Lineage: Eukaryota; Metazoa; Chordata; Actinopteri; Perciformes; Gasterosteidae.